This is a messenger RNA of Chinchilla lanigera (long-tailed chinchilla), 2307 nucleotides long. It is a transcript of the gene Kctd15, whose product is annotated as potassium channel tetramerization domain containing 15. Gene Ontology annotation, biological process: protein homooligomerization. The record is from RefSeq and is a predicted model, not a curated record. NCBI's taxonomy places the organism in Eukaryota, Metazoa, Chordata, Mammalia, Rodentia, Chinchillidae. Gene Ontology annotation, molecular function: protein binding.
GAGUGGUCUCUGGGAGAAGGUUGACCGGCACAGAUGCGUUUGUCCGAGGGAGCAGUGGAGAUUCGGGUGGAGGCGUAACGCCUGGGGCUUCCAAUGAUACUCUGGGCAGCGAUGGAAGCCUAGAUGCCUCACCGUAAGGAGCGGCCGAGUGGGUCCUCGCUUCACACACACGGCAGCGCUGGCACCGCGGAGGGAGGAAACAUGUCCCGGCUGUCUCUCACCCGGUCGCCCGUGUCUCCCCUGGCUGCCCAGGGGAUCCCACUGCCAGCUCAGCUCACCAAGUCCAACGCACCUGUGCACAUCGAUGUGGGCGGCCACAUGUAUACCAGCAGCCUGGCCACACUCACCAAAUACCCUGACUCCAGAAUAAGCCGCCUCUUUAAUGGCACUGAACCCAUCGUUCUGGACAGUUUGAAGCAACAUUAUUUCAUUGACCGGGAUGGAGAGAUUUUCCGCUAUGUCCUGAGCUUCCUGCGGACGUCCAAACUGCUGCUCCCGGAUGACUUCAAGGACUUCAGCCUACUAUACGAGGAGGCACGGUACUACCAGCUGCAGCCCAUGGUGCGAGAGCUGGAGCGCUGGCAGCAGGAGCAGGAGCAGCGACGUCGCAGCCGCGCCUGUGACUGCCUGGUGGUGCGAGUCACGCCAGACCUGGGUGAGCGCAUUGCGCUCAGUGGCGAGAAGGCCCUCAUUGAAGAGGUCUUCCCCGAGACCGGGGACGUCAUGUGCAACUCGGUCAACGCUGGCUGGAACCAAGACCCCACGCAUGUCAUCCGCUUCCCUCUCAAUGGCUACUGCCGGCUCAACUCUGUGCAGGUCUUGGAAAGGCUCUUCCAGAGGGGUUUCAGCGUGGCUGCGUCCUGUGGAGGUGGCGUGGACUCCUCCCAGUUCAGCGAGUACGUGCUUUGUCGAGAGGAGCGGCGACCACAGCCCACCCCCACUGCCGUCCGGAUAAAGCAGGAGCCCCUGGACUAGGCCCUGCCUCAGUGCCCGCCUGAGGCCCCUCGGCCCUGGGGCCGCUCCCAGAGACCUGGAAACAGUGCUGGCGAGUCCUGCCUGUGCAAGCUUAGCAGUGGGCUUGAGACUGAGGUUGGGGCUGGAGGGUCGGAAGCCGUCCCAGGGGGCACUAUGGCCCCGGGUGUCAUGGCAACAGAACAUGGGAUGCUGGAGGCAUGCCCACCGAAGGACUGCUGUGACCACGGAUGCCGUGGCCAGAACUCCACUGCCGGCUCUCCGCGUCCCUUGGCUCUGUGGUCAGGUGCAGCGUCCUCUGCCGAGGCACAGCGAGCAGAGGCAUCCCCAGCUAUCGCAGAGCAGCUGUUCCUCCUUCUCUGUGCGUGGCAGGCUCUCGGCGGGUCUCCUUGUGUCAGAGAUGGCUUAUUUUUCUACAGUAUUUAAAAUGGAAGUGACUGUCACUGCACAAGGCAGCAAGGCCUCCAAGGACCAACGCUUCUUCAUCUGGUGCUCAGUUCUCAGUCGGACGUGCAGCAGGCCCACAUGGUGGAUGAGCUGUGGGGCGCUCAGGCCCAGGUGCCUGCAGAGCUGGGGCUGGGGGGUUGGAUGUGGGCAUGACAGUGCUUCAGGAGCUGAAGCCAGGCCCGUAGGGGACGGGGCUGCUGGGGGAGGGUGCAGGGUCGGACGGCCCACCUAACCAUCUCAGACCCUCUCUUUGCUGCCUUCCAGGGCUCAGGCUGCACUCAGCAGGUCACCUGACCUGCUCAUGCACAGGAGCUCCCAGUCCUGUCAGUGUGUGCUCACUCCUGGGCCCCUAGAGAAGUCUGUCCCCAUCAGACCCGCUGUGGGGGCUGCACCUUACCUCAGGAAUGGGUCUCACCACAAAGGGUCCCAUCUGUCGGCAGCAUCUUCUGGGUCCCCAGCUCAGGGAGCCACCCCCAGAGGGCCACUAGCUCCAGUUUUUCCCACACUAAUAUGCACACUGAGUUUUAGUUAAACGUGUUGUACUAGCCUGGCGGUAAGACUGGACAUGGGCAUACCUCGCGCUCUUGACCCUAGAUUCCAGUGAGGACUGGCCCUGAGGGGGUCCUCAUAGACCUGCCACCUCCCAGACAGCAAGCCCAAAGAUGGACACCUUGGGCCUUGUCAUACUUCCCCACGUGCUGGCCCCUCCUGGAUGGAGAAAAUGCAGAGGACUGGUAGGUGGGGUACCCGGGCCAGCACCCUGUAUAUAAUGCCUGUAGACUUGUAUAUGACUCCUUUAAUAUUGUAAAGAUGCUGAUGUACAAUUGUGUGUUUGUGUAAACACAUUACAAUCCUAGUUCAUGCCAUAAAUGAUGCUAUGAAGCAAAA